Molecule: messenger RNA, 1547 nt
Organism: Cannabis sativa
Lineage: Eukaryota; Viridiplantae; Streptophyta; Magnoliopsida; Rosales; Cannabaceae
Product: protein trichome birefringence-like 19
Exons: 2
Coding region: 82-1362 (426 amino acids)
Cellular component (GO): Golgi apparatus
Molecular function (GO): O-acetyltransferase activity
Source: RefSeq, a predicted model, not a curated record
ACUGAACACCCCUCCUCCUUCCCAUAUAUACUAAAAUGAAUUCAUUCUAUCUUAUGCAUUUUUGGUACAACAAUAUCCACCAUGAAGCUUCAUACCAUUCCUGACUUUCAUAAUGGAAAACUCCCACCACCCAAUUCACUCAAGAAAUUUCUUCUUCUACUCCUAUACUUCAUUCUCUUAACUACAAUCCCAUUUUGUCUAAGAAAUACUUCUCCUUUUUCAUUAUUGUCUCCCCCUGAGAGUGAUGAUAUCAGUAGCUUGGAAGAAGAUGAUUCAAGCAAGACUUGUAAUGUCUUUAAUGGAACUUGGGUUCCAUAUUUUGAAGAGCCUUAUUACACCAAUGAAACUUGUAAUUUGAUCAUUGAUCAGCAGAAUUGUCUCAAGUUUGGGAGACCCAAUAAGGAGUUUUUGAAUUGGAGGUGGAAACCAGAUGAGUGUGAGCUUCCUUUGUUUGAUGCUGUUCAGUUUUUAGAGCUUGUUAGAGGGAAAUCACUAGCUUUUCUUGGUGAUUCAGUUGGAAAGAAUCAAAUGCAUUCUUUGUUAUGCCUUUUAACCAAAGUGGCAUAUCCAGAAGAUUUAUCAGAUAGAUAUUACACAGACACAUCUUAUUUCAAGCGCUAUUUCUACCCUGAUUACAACUUUACUAUGGGAACACUUUGGGCACCAUUUCUGGUCAAAUCCAUAGAGUCAGACUCCAAUGGCUACUCACCCAAUAGUCAGAUGAACCUGUACUUAGAUGAGCCUAAUGAGGGUUGGUUAAAUGAUGUUGAGAAGUUUGACUAUGUGAUUGUCUCGGCCGGCCAAUGGUUCUUUCGGCCAACCAUGUUACACGAGAAUGGCAGCCUCAUCGGCUGCUCAACUUGUAAGUAUGACAACCUCACAACCUUCACACCUUAUUAUGCAUACAGGAAGGCCUUCAGAACUGUCUUUAGAACUCUCUUAGGCCUUGAAAACUACAAGGGGGUUACCUUUUUGAGGACUUUUUCGCCUUCUCACUUCGAAAAUGGAGCGUGGAACGAGGGAGGGAACUGUGUGAGGACUAGGCCUUUUGCCAGAGAAGAACUAAAGGUUGAUCAGUACAUAUGGGAUAUGCAUUCACCUCAGGUUGAGGAAUUUAGAGUUUUUGAAGAGCUCGGGAAGAAGAGAGGUUUGGAGUUCAAGCUAAUGGAUACAACUGAGGCUAUGUUGAUGAGACCUGAUGGACAUCCUAACUUCUAUGGACACUCACCACACAGGAAUAUGACUUUAGCAGACUGUGUACACUGGUGCUUGCCUGGCCCCAUUGAUGUUUGGAAUGAGUUUUUACUCUACUUUUUGAGAACUCAGCAGAGUUCUCUUGAUGGUAAAACUAUAGAAGUAUGAUUCUUAAGAAACUAUACAUAUAUAAAAUAUAUAUAUACUUGUUUACCAUAUACAAUGUUUAGGAAAUAUAUAAUUUAAGCACAGUUGUGUUAGAUAAAGUUUCAGAGAGAGAGAUGUCUGUCAUGUACAUGUGGACAGUUCAUAAUUCAAUUACACUUGAAAAGUCAAUUUUUUAUUCAUCAUAA